AUGGUCCCACCUGGGUCGCCAAAACUGAAACAACAAAGUCGUACUGGUUACAAGAUAAAUUUCUGGUCACGCUUCCCAUUCGACAUACUCUUUACUACACAGGUACUGCUUUGUGGUGUAAUUGUUAUGCGUCCGGAAGAUCCACUUACAUUUUUAGAAGAAAAGCUGAGAGAAAUAAUGGAAAAGGGAUUAGAUGCUGUCUUAUGGUAUAUGUGUAUUGAUCUGUCUUUACACCCAAAACUAAAGAGGAUUUCAGAAACUUACCAGAACACUGUUUUUGGACUAGAUGGUGAACAACUGAUGACUGAAGAGUUAUGUGCCAAAGCAUGGGACUUUUACAGCAGAAGAUUAAUGAAGCUGUACUUUGGAGGGUGGAUAAAAUAUAAUCUGCUGAAAAAGAACAUAAGAAAAAAGGCAAAGCAGAAGAUGGGUCUAGCAGUAGUCCAUUAUAAUGUCCAAAUAUUAAGAGUUAUUGUACAGAAGUGGAGCAUGUGAGUGCAGAUUGACAAGGAAAAAAUGACAUUGGCAGCGAAGAGACUGCAACAGGUCUUUAACAAAAUAUAUUUAAAUGCUGUUGUGAAAGCUUGGCAUGCAGAGGCCCACAGUUCUUUGAAAACAAAAGCAUAUUUUGAGAGUUUGGCAAAGGAAAGUCAGAAAAGCUGUUUUGAAACAUAUGAUCUUACUGUCAGACAUAAAACGUCUCAUUUACCAGAAGAAGCCUUAUUACAGGUUUUCCAUUAUGUAAAUUUAGUUAAUCUGGCAAGAUGUGCUCAAGUUAGCCAAAUGUGGAUGCUACUGACUCAGAACAGUUCAUUAUGGAGUGACAUCAAUUUUUCAUCAGUGAAACAUAAAGUUCAGGACCAAAUAGUAGUACAUAUUUUGCAGAAGUGGCGUCCAUAUGUAUUAUAUUUGAAUCUUCGAGGUUGCUAUUCUCUUCACUGGCCUAGCUUUAAAAGUAUCAGUGAAUGUAAGAAUUUGCAAGACUUAAGUCUUUCUGAAUGCCAGGGAUUAAAUGAUGAAUCAGUGAGACUCAUAUCAGAAAGUUGCAGAGCUCUUCUCUAUUUAAAUCUGUCUUAUACAGAUAUUACUAAUGGAACACUACAACUAUUGUCAAGCAGCUUCCCCAAUUUACAGUAUCUGAGUUUAGCUCACUGCAGAAAAUUCACAGACAAAGGUUUACUGUACCUGGGCUCUGGAAGAGGCUGUCACAAGCUCAUCUAUUUGGACCUUUCAGGUUGCAUUCAGAUUUCAGUUGAUGGCUUCAGAAAUAUUGCCAAUGGCUGCAGUAGGAUUCAAGAUUUGCUAAUCAACAAAAUGCCAACUCUUACAGACAGAUGUAUUCAAGCUUUGGUUGAAAAAUGCCAACAGAUAAUGUCUGUUGUCUUUCUUGACUCUUCACAUCUUUCUGAUACAACUUUUAAAGUCCUUGCUGAAUGUAAACUUGUCAAGGUCAGCAUUGAAGGGAAUAACCAAAUUACUGAUUUAAGUUUCAAGUUGAUGAGUAAAUGCUGCCCGUACAUCAGGCACAAUCAUAUGGCUGAUUGCCAGAAGAUUACAGAUGCUGGUCUUAAGAUGAUUUCACUACUGAAGCAUAUUCUUGUACUGAAUGUAGCAGACUGCAUAAGAAUCAGUGGUGGAGGUGUAAGGCCAUUUGUACAAGGUUCUUCGGGAGCUAAGCUAAGAGAGCUGAAUUUGACUAAUUGUAUUCAUGUCACUGACGCUUCUGUCACAGAAAUAACACAAAGAUGUCAUGAAUUGACCUACCUAAAUCUGUGUUACUGUGAAAAUGUGACUGAUGCUGGAAUUGAAGCCUUGGGAAAUAUAUCGUCAUUGAUAUCCAUUGAUAUCUCUGGAACCAGCAUCUCAGAUAUGGGCUUGAGAGCCCUUGGCUGCCUUGGAAAAAUAAAGGAACUUUCUCUAUCAGAAUGCAAAAACAUCAGUAAUACUGGGAUUCAGGAGUUCUGCAAGGGCACAAAAUACCUGGAAUACUGUCAUGUCUCUUACUGCCCUCAGCUGACGGAUGAAGCUGUGAAAGCAAUGGCAUUUCACUGCCACUGCCACAUUUCAUCUGUCAACAUAGCGGCUUGCCCAAAGAUGACUGAUACCAGUAUCCAAUACUUGGCUGCAGCCUGCCAUUAUCUCCACUUCUUGGAUGUCUCGGGUUGCAUUCAUCUUACUGACAAAGCACUGAAAUAUCUAUGGAAAGAUUGUAAGCAACUCCAGAUUCUCAAGAUUCUGUACUAUAGGAAGAUUACCAAACAAGCUCUCUUGAAAUAUACAGCCAAAUUGGAGAAACAAGAACAUAAUGAUGCUGACCCUCCUUCCUAGCUUAGAUAUGACCGGGAUGGUAACACACUCACCUUCCAAAAAAACACACAUCAGAGUCUGAAUAAACAAAUUUUUCAAAAUGGAAGAUGAAGAAAUUGUGCAACAUCUUCUACAGUUCAAGGGUUUUUCACUAGAGCAUGAAAAGAACAC
Messenger RNA from Gavia stellata (red-throated loon), 2478 nucleotides. RefSeq names its product F-box and leucine rich repeat protein 13 (gene FBXL13). Gene Ontology annotation, cellular component: SCF ubiquitin ligase complex. Gene Ontology annotation, molecular function: protein binding. NCBI's taxonomy places the organism in Eukaryota, Metazoa, Chordata, Aves, Gaviiformes, Gaviidae. Gene Ontology annotation, biological process: SCF-dependent proteasomal ubiquitin-dependent protein catabolic process. The record is from RefSeq and is a predicted model, not a curated record.